AUGGCGUCGGAAGAAAAAGGGGGUGAGACAAGCUGCCGCUCCCGACGUCAACGACGAAGAUGUAGAAGGCGUCGACGACGUCCAGAGGGGUGGCCAGUCCGCCAUCCGGCGUUGUCAGGCGCGGCCCGCCGACGAUGCGCCCUGCCCCGACGACGACGAAGGAGCUUGGAGGGCGGCCCGCUCCUCACGCUCCACGUCGCGUUGUGCCUGAUCAUACGCCGCCGCGGCCACCUGAUCGACGGCGACGAGGCACUCCGGGCAGGAGUGGGGCUCGUGCGCGUUGUUGACGCCGAGCACGACGGGGCGAAGGCAGCGGCCUUCGCCGCGGCAGUACCGCCCCGACGUGCAAUGGUGGGCGCACCAACCGGCGAUCUUGCGCCCCUUCCUGGCGUGGGGCACCGGUAUGCGCCCGCCUCGGACGUUGCGCGGGAGCCGGCGGACGUAGAAGUACGUCGCGAACUGGCACCACCGCACCGUCGGGUCGUCGGCGGCGUUGCGCUCAAUGGCCUGGAGGUCGUCGAAGUUGUCCAGGGCGAGGGCGGCGAACGCCGGGUCGUUCGGGAUGUGCUCCGCCCCCGCCCCGUAGACCUCCAUGCGCCGUUUGUAGUCGGCGUACUCGGGGUCGAGAGAUUCGGCGAAAUCGGCGUGGUGGCCCCGAGUGCGAGCGUUUGCUCGCUGCUCGCUCGGCGAACGCCGCCUGCUCCAGCCGAUCCCGACGCGCCGUGGUCGCCGAGGAGGCCCUCCGGGACGACGAGGAAGGCUUGGGUCUCGCCGGAGGGUCCUCCAUCUGCAGGAUCUCCCGGGAGAUCUGAUCCUGCAGAUCGACGGAGGGAACCGGCGGGAAGAUGCUCUUCGGCAACGCCGGUGGAGCCUUCUUUGGCGUCACCGCCGGUUCCGGCGAGCUCCGCCGUCUCCGUCGUUUCGGCGAUGGUCUCCAUGGGGGCGGUGUGGAGGACCGGCGGUGCCUUCGGCCUGGCGGCCUUCGGCGUAGACGCCGCCAUCGUCGCGGGGGCCGGGCGGGAGUGCUUGGGCUCGCUCCCGCCGGCCGCCGGACCCCCGCUGGCCCCUGAUCCAGCCAGUGAUGUCGCCGUCGGGGACGUCGGCGUGGUACUGGUAGAGGACGUGCCGCCAGCCGCCGAAGAUCUCGUCGACGGGGUCGCCGACGAUGCCCACAUAGGCGGCGCUGCCAACGGCGUGAACGUCGAAGGUUUCGAAGACGCCGCCGCCGCCGAAGAUGUGGCCGUCGCGGUCGUCGUGCCGCCAGAAGAUGCCGAAGUCGCCGAGGUCGCCGAAGUGGGACCAGCCGCCGCCGCGCCACUCGCCGCUGCCGCCGCCGACAUCCUCGCCGACCCCUCAACCGUCAUCCGCUGA
Molecule: messenger RNA, 1371 nt
Organism: Symbiodinium natans
Lineage: Eukaryota; Dinophyceae; Suessiales; Symbiodiniaceae
Source: the annotation of a GenBank genome assembly